This is a messenger RNA of Cricetulus griseus (Chinese hamster), 1445 nucleotides long. The record is from RefSeq and is a predicted model, not a curated record. Lineage: Eukaryota; Metazoa; Chordata; Mammalia; Rodentia; Cricetidae.
ACGUCUAGCCACAGAGAGCCAUAGAGUUGAGGCGCAACCGCUAACUGCGGAGCCCACAGAGGUCGCUGUUUUCCGGUCCCUCACAGGAAGCCGCGCUGCUUUCUAUGGUCGUGUUUCUCCGGCCCCGCUUCCCAUCUAUGAGACCGAGGCCUCCGAGGAGAAUACUGUUAUCUUUUUCUUGCCCAGCACCUGGAACUUAAAGACUUAGGUGGCCUGACUUGGUCGAGGGAAGACUAAAGGAACGGACAAAGAAGGGGCGGGGCAUCCGGAGGGCUACUGAGAGCCCCGGAAGUGCAAUUCUCGCGGGUUCCUCAGAGUCAGGUCUAUCUGAAGCCGGCUGACGGCAGCUGGGAACACCGGUGGUCUGAGGCCAGGCGUCCAAACCGGCGCGACCGUCGUGACCACCUGCCAGUCGCAUUUCUUUGCUUUUGUUGACUCCGUCUUGAAGUGAGUCGUAGACGAGCUGCGUUCAGCGUCUACCUGGAAAACGUAGCUUGCUUGUGUAACGCCGAGCGGUUAUUGAGAGGAUAUCUCGCUACGUAGACCAGACUGGCCUCCAUAUGCUUUCGUCUACCUCUGUGGUUUGGGAUUAGAGUCUUGAGAUUUAAGGCUUGAGCCAUCCCCCUUUCUUCCAAGGCAAGGUGGCACUUCUCUUAUAAGGCUGCUUCUCCUGAGAGCAGUCCUGGCUUCUAAGACUGCCAUCCACAUAACUCUGGAAGAGCUGACGUUGUCUGCGUCCUAACAACCCUGGACAGAACCCAGCAUGUCUCAGGCCACCAAGAGAAAACACGUGGUGCAGGAGGUGCUGGGAGAGCACAUGGUGCCCUCAGACCAACAGCAGAUAGUGAAGGUCCUGAGGACUCCCGGCAACAAUCUGCAUGAGGUAGAGACGGCACAAGGGCAGCGCUUCCUGGUGAGCAUGCCCUCCAAAUACCGAAAGAACAUCUGGAUCAAAAGAGGGGACUUCCUCAUUGUUGACCCUAUUGAAGAGGGAGAGAAAGUGAAGGCUGAGAUAUCUUUUGUGCUCUGCAAGAACCAUGUCCGUUCUCUGCAGAAGGAGGGCCACUGGCCUGAGGCCUUCUCUGAGGUAGCUGAGAAACAAAACAGUAUGAACAGACAGAGUCAGCCAGAACUGCCUGCUGAACCACAGCUGUCAGGAGAUGAGUCAGGUUCUGAAGAUGAUUCUGACCUCUUUGUCAACACCAAUCACAGACAAUAUCAUGAGAGUGAGGAGGAGAGUGAAGAAGAGGAAGAGGACGAGGACGAGGAGGCAGCCUGAGCCCCACGGACCCACUUCUCUACUUGCUCAGGGACUACCCCUUGGCUUUUCUGGGCUUGGACAUUCCCAGGGUGCCCUGCAGAUCUUUUCUUUUGGAUGGGGACAAGGCAUGGCCCCUUUCUGAACUGACCUAGAAGAAUUAAACCCCUGGUGGGUAAUGACUUGC